AUGAAGCCUCCCGGUCACAAAGAGCAAUGGGGGAAGGGUCUUGUAAGUCUGCACAAAACAGUGAACGUCACUACACCGACCUGUCAAAUAGUCCAUGUCCUGCGACAGGCAGCAGAGAAAAUGCCGCUCAGACUCGAUGCUGACAAAAGCUUGGUUCAGAGUGGCAGGUUGUUAUACGAAAAGGCGAACAGUCCGAUAAACUAUUUUCGGCGCGCCCCUUUAUUUACCUACCAUACCCCUAACAACGCCACAUAUGAAGGCAAGAUCACCCCAUACACCUCAGUUUUAGGUAUCCCGGCAUACCGUAUUACAUCUGCCGCUCCCAGAUCUACCACUGGAAAGCGUCGCCUAUCAUCCCCAUCACCUCAAGGUCCGGCAAAAAUCCCAAAGGGCAUGCUACCGAUAACCUGCCAAGGCACUAGUAUGGAAGCCCUCGAGCAGCGGAGGAAGUACAACAAUGCCAUGAGGGUAUUUAAAAGGCACGUUCAUAGAGCACGCCUUGAGUCAGCACUCCAGACCAUGACAUACGACCCAGAAUUUGAUGCUCAUGAGUAUCUGCGAGAUGACAUUGCACACGAGCUUCGGAUACGCUCCCUGGAGGCCAUGAAACAGAAGUAUUGCAACCAAGAUGAGAUUUACUUUGCAGAGUACGCCAGCUAUCAUCAACCGCUACUCAACUACAAAGACAAGACUACCAUGGAGCACAAGCAAAUACACUCUAUUACAUCCAAUACGCAGUCAUUCAUUGGGCAAUGCGACAACACUCAGUACCAACUACGACCCAAAACAGAUGACACUAGAUUGUACGGAUCAGGAGAUGUACACAGUAACCAGUUAAAACGGCGAAAGAAAAUGUUGAUCGAUAUGCGCAUGGACCAGUGUUGUGAUGACGACGAAACAGCUGCGUAUGUGGCGAUGUAUGGCAUCUUCAGUAAGUUCAGGGGGAUGGAUAUCAAGCGUGCGACAAAGAUACCGCAUCUAGUUAAUGGAAUAUACAAUGACCUGGCAGACUUAGUCCAUCUGCGCCCUGCCCGAGCCUUCGAUGCAGAUAGCUCGUUUGACGCUAGAGAUGAGAUUGAAUCACUGACAAGUGAAAACGGCGAGGAUACUGAGCAUUAUAUUUCUGGGCUGUGUAAAAGAAACGCCUCCAAAGAAGCAAGCCGAUCUGAAGGGCCUCGUCGGGGCACCAUACACACACCCAAGACUGUACAAAGCAAGUCGAGAUCCAGACGCCAUCCUUACCCAAGCGUACAGUCCGAUAAGAGACAGACAAGCACCGGAUAUUUACAUCCAGCUCCAGGCAAACAGAAUCUCCCUGGGACCAUAGGUAGAGAGUCAUCUCCUGUAAUAUCUAAGGCUAGCCCAUUUAUUUAUCAAGCGCCUCCUAUUCAACAAGGAAAUCAGCAUUUCACCAGCUUUGCGGUCACCGACCAAUCUUUAGAAAGACCGGACGGGGGCCUGGGCGACAGGAUCGCAAACUACAUUCGCACAACAUUAGAACCGAUCGCCAUUCGUAGGGAAAGCGUUGAGGAUGGAUCUUCGAUACGAGAAAUAAGCGAGGCUUCCAUUGAUCUUUCGCCCUCGUCUAAGGACUAG
This is a messenger RNA of Giardia duodenalis, 1596 nucleotides long. RefSeq lists its product as uncharacterized. The coding region runs from base 1 to 1596 and encodes 531 amino acids. The record is from RefSeq and is a predicted model, not a curated record. The transcript has a single exon. Lineage: Eukaryota; Fornicata; Diplomonadida; Hexamitidae.